Messenger RNA from Ambispora gerdemannii, 272 nucleotides. The record is from the annotation of a GenBank genome assembly. Lineage: Eukaryota; Fungi; Glomeromycota; Glomeromycetes; Archaeosporales; Ambisporaceae.
AAUCGGCGUGAUCAUCUAGCUGCAACAAGCAUGGUGCAAAAAUGGUCUAGCAAGGAUAUCAUAAGCAAUCCGUCUCACAUAGUCCAAAUGGAUUUUGAGCAUAGUCGAAAAAUACAUACUUAUCCGCUCCUUGAAUCAGGGGCAAAGCUUCAAUGUGCAUAUAUACUUGCAGACGAUGAUGGCCUGUCGUCCACAUCAGCAGUGCGUGACAUUCAACCAACAGAUGCUUUCAAGGAAGCAUUAUCAAAAAAUGCGGAUCAAUUAAAUGUGAA